Messenger RNA from Phlebotomus papatasi, 1889 nucleotides. RefSeq names its product kelch domain-containing protein 10 (gene slim). Lineage: Eukaryota; Metazoa; Arthropoda; Insecta; Diptera; Psychodidae. Bases 164 to 1465 code for a protein of 433 amino acids. Gene Ontology annotation, molecular function: protein binding. Gene Ontology annotation, biological process: positive regulation of stress-activated MAPK cascade. The transcript is spliced from 3 exons. The record is from RefSeq and is a predicted model, not a curated record.
GAACAGUUUCACUGACAUCCAGUCAAAGAAGAAGAAGAAGCAGCUGUUCGCGUGUCAUGUUCGGGAUUCCUCUCUGAAUUUUCGCAAAUAAAUAAAUCAGAUUUUUAUCUAGUUUUUCGUGAAAAACAGAGCAACAUAUUUUCCUAAAAUGCGUAGAUAGAUUAUGCUAAUAUAUAUUCUAACGGGAAUUGCAUUGUGGGUGACUGAAUUUCUGCAAAUUGCAAUUGAAACCUGGCGAGCAGUUUUUGCCAUGAUUCGGAGGAAGAAGAACAGCCCCCAGAUUUAUGCCUUCCGACCAUAUCAGAUCAAUCGGCUGCAUUAUGUGGACUGUGUGCCCCCAAAGCCACGCAGUGGUCACAGGAUUGUGUGCAAUGAUCGUGAUAUUUACUGUUUCGGAGGCUUCAAUCCGGACAUCCCAUCGAACACGGGAAGAUAUCGGGAUGUGUCUCUGUUCCAGGAACUCUGGCGCUUCGAUACUCUGUCCCGGCAAUGGGAAUUGAUCUUUGGACCAGGAGAACACUUGCCAGAUGAACUGGCUUCCCAUGCCAUGCUUCUGCUGGGCAACUCGAUCUUGAUCUUCGGUGGGACGUGCUACCCUUUUGGCCAACGCUGCUCAAAUAAACUUCAUAUCUUCAAUGUUGUCAGCAAGAAACUCAAGACAGUGGAGACUUCCGGGACUCAACCAGCAGAGAUGUACGGGCAGGCUAUGGUCGUUCAUGAGGAGUUCCUGUACGUCAUUGGAGGGACAACGGGAUAUGACUACUCCUGUGAUGUUCACAGAUUGAAUUUGAUGACGUACGAGUGGGAGCUGGUUUAUCACUGUGAUGAAUACAAUGAGGACGAUCCUCCAGGUCGAUAUCGCCAUGAGUUGGCGUAUGACGGUGAGCAAAUUUAUGUUUUGGGCGGUGGAACAUCUCAAGUGGCCUUUACACUCUCCGAGAUACCUGCCUUCAAUUUGAAGACAAACACGUGGAAAAUGGUACAGACAAAGCCAGAUUCCACGUUUUCUCCUCCAGGAAAUAAAGUAGCUUUUCCAGAGGCCCGAAAAUGUCAUGCCUGCGUUCAAUUUGAAACGCUACAAGGAUCGUCAGUUGUAAUUAUUGGGGGAUAUGAUACAUGCUAUUACAAUGAUAUUUGGAAGUUGAAUUUGCGAACUCUAGAGUGGAGAUGUCUCGGAAAGAUGCCGUCUUUUAGGCCUCUUUUCUUUCACGAUGCCACCGUUACGAGAGCAGGCUGUGUGUACAUUUACGGGGGCAUUACGUGCAACGUCAACACGAAUAUCACCAAAAGAACAACCAAUAUGUACAAGAUAUGGAUGACAAUACCUAAAUUGUCUGAAAUGUGCAUAGAGGCACUCAAUUUUUAUGCACCACGCUUGAAGGAAUCCUCCGUGGAGGAUCUUAUGAAGCUUGGUGUGCCACCGCCAUUUGUCGACAGACUGACAAUCAAGAGUACUAGUCCCUAAAGCUAGCUUUUGUUCAAUGCUGAAAGCUUUUCUUAACUUUCUUGACAUCAAAAACAAAAUUCAAGUGUUUUGUUCUUGCAGCAAAGUAUCACCUAAUAUAAAGUGAGUAAAAAUUGUACAUUAAGAAAAUACUUAUUUUCUAUUGGCUAAAUAUAAAAGCGUUUUUGCUCAAUGCAAAUGGGACUUGUAACUUGUAUCCAGUGAGUCAAUAUACUUUUCUAGAAAAUUACGUAACUGCAAGGCUCUGAAAUCCGGCAAACAGACGCAAGCCAAUUUAUGAAUUAUAUAGAUUUGGAGAGUUUCUCUGAAAACGAGAUUCGCGUGAAAUAUUUAAAUUUACGUUCUUUUACACGGCUCUUUUGUUUCAUUUGACUUCAGCUAUAUGUAAGAUGUAUAUCUUAAUAAAAAAAAUUGAAUUUAUAAA